This is a messenger RNA of Cladophialophora psammophila CBS 110553, 1146 nucleotides long. RefSeq lists its product as uncharacterized. The record is from RefSeq and is a predicted model, not a curated record. Gene Ontology annotation, molecular function: GTPase activity; GTP binding; molecular adaptor activity. The transcript has 4 exons. Gene Ontology annotation, biological process: cytoskeleton-dependent cytokinesis. NCBI's taxonomy places the organism in Eukaryota, Fungi, Ascomycota, Eurotiomycetes, Chaetothyriales, Herpotrichiellaceae. Gene Ontology annotation, cellular component: cell division site; cytosol; septin complex. The coding region runs from base 1 to 1146 and encodes 381 amino acids.
AUGCGCCUGGCGCAGUUAAAGAUUCGGAGAAAGAAGAAUGUCAAGAAGGGGAUUCAGUUUUGCUUGAUGGUGUGCGGUGCAAGUGGAACUGGCCGAACCACCUUUGUCAACACCCUCUGUGGCAAGCGAGUCCUUAUGCCCAAAGAUGCCGACGAUGCAGCCAACGCCCACCUGGAGGAAGGAGUGAGAAUCAAGCCGGUUACCGUUGAGCUGGAACUGGAUGAGGAGGGUACACGCGUAUCUCUUACCAUCGUCGACACCCCGGGCUUUGGUGACCAGAUCGAUAACGAAUCCGCAUUUGGCGAAAUUGUUGGGUACUUGGAGCGACAGUACGACGAUAUCUUGGCCGAGGAGUCUCGUAUCAAGAGAAAUCCCCGGUUCCGAGACAAUCGCGUGCACGCUCUACUCUACUUCAUCACCCCAACUGGUCAUGGUCUGCGCGAGCUUGACAUUGAGUUGAUGAAGCGUCUCUCUCCCCGCGUCAACGUCAUCCCCGUCAUUGGAAAAGCUGAUUCGUUGACCCCUGCUGAAUUGGCCGAGUCCAAGAAGUUGGUCAUGGAAGACAUUGAACACUACCGAAUCCCCGUCUACAACUUCCCCUACGACAUUGAAGAGGACGACGAGGACACAGUGGAGGAAAACGCAGAGCUACGUGGCUUGAUGCCGUUUGCCAUUGUCGGGUCAGAAGAUGUGAUUGAGAUUGGAGGACGUCGGGUUCGUGCACGACAGUAUCCAUGGGGGAUUGUGGAAGUCGACAACCCGCGCCACUCGGAUUUCUUGGCCAUUCGCAGCGCCCUCUUGCAUUCGCACCUUGCCGAUCUCAAAGAGAUCACCCACGACUUUCUGUACGAAAACUAUCGAACGGAGAAACUCAGCAAGAGCGUGGACGGUGGUGUCUCAGCGCAAGAUUCGUCGAUCAACCCUGAAGACCUGGCCAGCCAGUCGGUCCGCCUCAAGGAAGAACAACUCCGACGUGAGGAGGAGAAGCUGCGGGAGAUUGAGGUUAAGGUUCAGCGAGAGAUCAAUGAGAAACGACAAGAGUUGCUGGCACGGGAGAGUCAACUGCGAGAGAUAGAGGCUCGUAUGCAGCGUGAGCAGAGCCAGGGCAUGGAUGACCUGAAUGGUCACGGGCACCAAGAUGCAUAG